This is a messenger RNA of Lontra canadensis (Northern American river otter), 2772 nucleotides long. RefSeq names its product testis-expressed protein 13D-like. Lineage: Eukaryota; Metazoa; Chordata; Mammalia; Carnivora; Mustelidae. The transcript has 4 exons. The record is from RefSeq and is a predicted model, not a curated record. Bases 7 to 2556 code for a protein of 849 amino acids.
GCAGCCAUGGCGGUUGACUUUGGGGACCACGCCAGCGGGUUCCGCCAUACCGAGGUGAUCAGGUUCAUCAACAAUGAAGUCCUCCUGAACGGCGGUGGCCCAGGUUUCUACGUGGCCUUCCGCUCACGGCCCUGGAAUGAAGUAGAGGACCGGCUUCGGGCCGUGGUGGCGGACCCUCAGGUGCCGCACGCCAUCAAAAGGGCCUGCGCCUGGAGCGCGCUGGCCUUGAGCGUGCGUGUGAGCGCAAGGCAGGGGGAGCAGCAGGCGCGCCGGGUCCGGAGGCUGCAGGAACAGGUAGAGGAGCGAGAGACCGCUGCCUGGGCCCUGGCCUCCGAGCUGCAGCGGCUGCGUGCGGACCGAGAGGAAGCGGCCACACAGUUGCGCUUCACACGGACCGCCCUGCAACAGGCGCUGAUGGAGUGCGAUGUGCUUCGUGGGCGGCUGCACCAAGUGGAGAGGUCAGCCCAGGUCAGCCCGCUGGCCCAUGAAACACUGCCUGGGCCUCAAGCUGAGCAAUUUGGGACUGUAGCCUGGCCCCUGAAUGCAGAGCAGCAGAGAGAUGUGGUUGCCAUGGGGUUUCCUAGUAGGUUGUAUUUUGAGGCCCAGGUGCCUGCCCCGGCAACUGUUCUUUACAUGCCAGGACCUCCAGGUCCCUGCGCUCAGGCCAUACAACCCCCUGUGCCAAUGCCGGUGCCAUACCCACUUCCAUUCCAUGCACCACUCCCAGUGGGAAUCCCUUUCUUGCCACCUCUGCCACCAACAGUAGUCAUGGAUGCAGAAGCUGCAGUAGUCCCACUUCAAAUGCCUCCUGUGGGGAUUUAUUCACCUGGUCCAAAUGCUGCAGUGGGCUCCCAGGAGGAGGUGGCCCCACCAUGGGACCAAAAGAGUUCUAGCCAGGAGGGAGGUCCUGAGACCCUCCAGAAUACAGUUCCUGUGGGGAACAUCAGAAACCUUAGCCAGGAAGGUCUAGAGAGAACUCAGGAGAUGGUCCCCCCUGGAGAUAGCUGGAGCCACAGCCAGGAAGAAGGUCCAGAAAAGGCCCAGGAGGUGGUCCCCUCUGAGGAUAGCUGGAGCCAGGGCCAGAAAGAAGGUCCAGAAAAGCCCCAGGAGGUGGUCCCCUCUGAGGAUAGCUGGAGCCAGGGCCAGAAAGAAGGUCCAGAAAAGGCCCAAGAGGUGUUCCCCUCUGGGGAUAGCUGGAGCCAGAGCCAAAAGGAAGGUCCAAAGAAGGCCCAUGGGAUGGCCCCCCUUGGAGAUAGUUGGAGCCAGAGCCAGAAAGAAGGUCCAGAGAAGGCCCAGGGGAUAUUCCCCUCUGGGGACAGCUGGAGCCAGAGCCAGAAAGAAGGUCCAGAGAAGGCCCAGGAGGUGGUCCCCUCCAGGGAGAGCUGGGGCCAGAGUCAGGAAGAAGGUCUAGAGAGUCCCCAGGUUAUGGUUCCCCUUGGGGAUAGUUGGAAACUCAGCCAGGAAGAUCCAGAGAAAUCCCAGGAGGUGGUUACCCUUGGUGCCAGCGAGGAAGAAGAUCCAGAGACUUCCCCGGAGAUGGUAUACCUGGGGGCCAGUGAGAGCCACAGCCAGGAAGAAAGUCCAGAAAGACCCCAAGAGAUGGCCCCCUUUGGUGCCACCAGGGACAAUGGUAAGGAAGAAGAUCCAAGGGGACCCCAGGAGAUGGUACCCCUGGGGGCCAGUAGGAGCCAUAGCCAGGAAGAUCUAGGGAGGCCUCAGGAGGUGGUACCUCUGGGGGCCAGCGGGAGCCACAGCCAGGAAGAAGGUCUAAAACCACCCCAAGUGAUGGCCCCCCUUGGUGCCAGUAGGAGCAAGAGCCAGGAAGAAGAUCCAGAGGGGCCUCAGGAGGUGGUACCCCUGGGGGCUAGAGGGAACCACAGCAAGGAAGAAGAUCCAAAAAUCCCCCAAGGGAUGGCCCCCUUUGGUGCCACCAGGGACAAUGGUAAAGAAGAAGAUCCAAGGGGACCCCAGGAGAUGGUACCCCUGGGGGCCAGUGGGAGCCAUAGCCAGGAAGAAGAUCUAGAGAGGCCUCAGGAGGUGGUACCUCUGGGGGCCAGCGGGAGCCACAGCCAGAAGGAAGGUCUAAAAAAACUCCAAGUGAUGGCCCCCCUUGGUGCCAGUAGGAGCAAGAGCCAGGAAGAAGAUCUAGAGGGGCCUCAGCAGGUGGUACCCCUGGGGGCUAGUGGGAACCACAGCAAGGAAGAAGAUCCAGAAAGACCCCAAGGGAUGGCCUCUCUGCGGGACAACAGUAGCCAAAGCCAGGAAGAAGAUCUGGAGAGGCCCCAGGAGAUCUCCCUAGGGGAUGGCUGGAGUGAAAGUAUGAGGGAAAGCCCAAAGAAACAGCAGCCUCAGGGGCAGAAGGCCAAGCAACCCAAAGGGAAAAAAGCUUUGGAUUUCCAGCACCAGGAGAAGUCUGUCUCAGGAUGCAGUCCAGUGAAUUGGGACUGCCCAUGGUGUAAGGUCAUGAAUUUUUCAUGGCGUAAGGCCUGCUAUAAAUGCAAGAAAGUCUGUGUGGCAGGUGAGAGUAGAGGCCUGGACCCAGGACAAAUUCACUGAUUUCAAGAAGUUUUAUAGGUGAGGGCCUGUUUUUGUGUCUCUGAGCCUGCGGAACUUGUUUGUUGUUGAAGAAGCUGAACACAUCCCAUUAGAAGAUCUCCCAAGAGUCUAAAGAAAUCACACCUUGAUUCCAGCUGACCCACACCUCACUGAGACCCCCAUUGACUGGAACUGAGAAGAAUGAGAGGAAGUCAGGAAGAAGAGAUGCUCUGUCAC